AUGGACGCGACCAUCAACCUCGACGACUACGACACGCCGGAGAAAGUGGCCAAGCUGGGCGACAUCGACCCGGCGUUCGCAAAGGCACUCCAGGCAAAACCACCGCUGCCUCUCGAUCUCAGCGAUGUCCCGACUUUACGCAAAACCGUUACUUGGCUGGAGGAGGAGAUAGCGAAGCGACUCCCGCCCUUACCUCCCACCGUCAAGCAGACGAACAUCACCAUCCCCCUCCGAGACGGCGCAUCGAUGGACUCCAUCCUCGUCUACCCGACCGAGACCGCUCCCACUCCCGGCAAUGGCUGUCCAAUUGUUGUGCUCUGGCAUGGCGGCGGGUGCACCAUCGGCUCUCCAUUGCAAGUCAUGCCUCGAGCCCGCGGUCUCGCAAGUCUCCUCUCCUGUGCAGUCUUGUGUCCCGAUUAUCGUCUGGCCCCAGAGCAUCCCUUUCCCACCGGCGUUCUCGACGCAUGGGACAGCGUAUUGUUCGCUUCCAAGGGAGAGAACUUCCACGCGCUCGGUCUCAACAUCGACCACGGCAAAGGCUUCAUAAUCGGAGGACUCUCCGCAGGCGGCAACUUUGCUGGCGUGCUGGCUCAAAAGGCUCUCGAGGAGGGAUUGACUCCGCCCUUGACCGGCCAGUAUCUAGGCUGGCCGUCAUACUUCGUCGACCCUGCGAACGUGCCGGAAAAGUAUCGACACUUAUGGUUUGCAUACGAGCAGAAUGCAAAUGACCCAACGCAAACAUGGCAACACGUCUUGCACUUCCUCCUCAAGUCGACACGCAUCGACAAGGACAGCACGCUCUACAGUCCGAUGAAUCCGCUUACCGACGGCGUGCAAAAGCACGUCGGACUACCCAAAGCCUUCGUGCAGGCCUCGGGUAUGGACUCGUUGCGAGAUGAUGCGCUGGUAUACAGUAGAGUCCUUCGGGACGCCGGCGUCGAUUCUUGGAUCCAGUGCUACCCAGGCCUGCCUCAUGUAUCGGAGAUAUUCUACGCGGAGCUGACAGUAUCGAAACAGCAAGCAGGCGAUACAGCAAGAGGAUUUGCGUGGAUGUUAGGGCGUCGGAAGGGCGAAUGGGACGAGGAGAGGGCGGAUGAGCUGAUGAGUAUUCCUGUAUUCAGCUAG
This is a messenger RNA of Neohortaea acidophila, 1125 nucleotides long. Its product is annotated as Alpha/Beta hydrolase protein. The record is from RefSeq and is a predicted model, not a curated record. Gene Ontology annotation, molecular function: hydrolase activity. Lineage: Eukaryota; Fungi; Ascomycota; Dothideomycetes; Mycosphaerellales; Teratosphaeriaceae. The transcript is spliced from 2 exons. Bases 1 to 1125 code for a protein of 374 amino acids.